UUCGCUGCCGUGGUGUUUACUCUUCGGACGCAAAACAACAGGAUUGCAGCUCUGCUAUGGACUAGCUCACUUGUUUGUUUAAGAGUAAAUACGUCGUUAACAUGUCCGUAGACAGAAAUAUUUGGAUAAAAUCUACGGACAAGACUAAAAGAAGGAAAUUUUCCGUUGACAAACCGCGAAUGGGGUUCGCUCAGUGUGUGUAGGCGCAUGCAUCCAUGGUGCGGCGAUUCGGUGCACAUUGUGACACGCAUACAGCGACGUGUUCAACCAUAUCGAGAUCGUUUAGUUCAUCGUCAACGCAGUACCACGGUUGUGUCCCUGACAUCCGAGUGUUUAGUAGAGUUUACUCUCGUACACACAGUGAAAUCACAGCUUAAGCAGCUAGAAAGCGCAAGAAAACACAAAAUCGGAAACAAAUUGUAUCGUGCACGUUUUAAAAGACCAACUAUAUUGAAAUCCGUAGCAGUAUCGCGUCGGACGCUGCAAAACGUCAUGUCCAAGCGGCAGCCAUGACGGAUUAGCAGAUGAAUUCACAAUAACAUCAGACAACAAUAAAACACAUCGACUUCGUAUUGAAUAGCUCGGCAAAGCCCGAGCAUUUCACCAGCUUUUGGUUGAACAGGAAGCAAAAUGGAUGUUAGCUGUCCGCAGCAACUCUGAAAACCAAGGAGCCGUAAAGGUCAGCUAUGUACUAGCGACCGGUAUGGAACUUUCCAGCCGAGGUGCAAACUAAAUGCUGAGGAAAAACUUUACACCAAAAACACACGGGAAGAGUUAAGCAUCACCCUGAGUUGCAAUGAAUCUUAUGGCUGGUCGGGAACGUAAGGAACCCCAGAGCGGCGUAGCACAGCAUCGGACCAGUCAGUCGGAAUGCGUACGUAGCCGUUGUCGGUUGUAAAACGGUUUCUGAAGGAGUAGACAAUCGCAUUCUCAGGAAGUUCACCGUACUGUGGUCAAGAUUCAGCUGAAACUGACGCAUCGUUGUGAAAAAUACGUUGUAAGCGCAAAAGCAAGCAGUAAAUAUGUCCAAGUGGAGCAAACCCCAGGGAGUAGUCGUCCCGCUCGAGUCGCUGUUGAAGGAACGCCGGAAGGAAAACUGUCCGGCACCUCGUCGUUCGGCAGGGCUGGUCGGCCGCUGGGGAAUAACUAGCUUCACAUCCAUUCGCAAUCGGGGCUAUGUGGUUGACUACGGAAAUGUUAAUCCGAAAGAACCCAGUCUGGAGCUUGGCGCGGGAGCCGGCGACUCUUCAGAUGCCAUCUCGAAUAUGCUCGGAUCAUCCGUGGAAGAACCGGCCCGACCGCGGAAGUUCUUCAAAAGUCGCAAUACCGUCCUCCCUCCCCCAAUGCCACCCGGAGACCUACAACAACACGGUGGCUUCCUGCCGCACAAUUCUCCCUUUGAGGUCGCACAAGGUGCGGUGGCCACCGAUAUGUGGAACCACUCGAGCACGACGCCUCCACAGCACUUUUACCAGCAGCACCAGCUACCUCUGUCGGCGGCUACCCCGCAGGUCUCCCCAACCGGUCCACAAUCGGCGAACGUUGGUGGGCUGCUGCACGCCGGGACAACCGAUGGAAUGAUGACGUACGGUGCACCACAGCCACCGAUGUUGCCGUUACAACCGGUGAAGGAAAAAGCACCACGGAAGAAGAAACGAGCCUCGUCCGAGGUUGCUGCCUCUGAACCAGCGGUGAGUCGUAAACCGGUAGGUAGACCGCCAAGCAAGAAAGAAAAGAAAGAGAAAAAGCCAAAGCGGGCACGCAAAGAAACAACGGAGGCGGGAACCAUCGACGGGAUAUCAUCGGCUUUGGGAGGCACAGAAGCAGCGGAAUCGCAGCCGAAGCGCAACUCAUCCCGCAUCCGCAAUCGCGUCAUCAACUACAACGAGGAUGAAGAUGACAGUAAUGAUUACGAACGAGCCAGAACGGUUACAUCCCGGGCACAGCCAACUCAAAACACAUCGUCUGAUCAUGGGUCCACUCCGGAUUCAUCGUCCCUGCAAGCGGCGUCGAAGGAAUACUCACCACGACAAUCGUCUUCCGGUGAUGGUGACAGCGAAUCGCUCUCAUCUAAACCAGCCAUCGCCACGAGUUGCCUACCUUCCCCAUCGAUAUCCGAGCAUCGUCCAAUCUUAUUGCGUAUCUCCAAGGGAACGUCGAUGCUGAUAACGGACAACGAAGAGCCACCUUGUAAUAAUCAACAACAGCAGCAACAACAGCAGCAUGUACCGGUUGAGGAUGCACCACCGGGAGUCGAGGUAAAUUCGUCCGAGUCGUUAACAACGCCGAAAUCGACUGGUGGUUGCUUGAAAACGUCGCAGCAAACUGGGCCUACUGCAUCUACUUUGGAAGACAAUCUCUCCUCGGCACGGCCGGUCGCGUACGUUUCCUCGUGUGCUGCCGGUUCCGAUGCCGGUUCGGUGUCGAAGUCGGAAUUGAAGAUAAAAAUUUCGCUGGGAGGCAAACCGUUGAUCAGCAGCACGACAGGUGCCGGAUCGGGUGCGAACACCGCCAGCGUGGGGGGUAAGCUGAAGGAAAGCAAGAGCAGCAGCAAGUACAACUUCAAGAAGCGGGCGAUUGAGCGCGAACGUGCCCGCCAUCAUUUGUCUUCGAAACGGAACAAGCCCGCGGACGUGACGGCUGCGAGCGAAGACACUGCGCUGGAGGACGAAUCGGGCCGACGUUGGUUCAGUAGCGAGGCGACCGCAACAACAUCCACCACGACAGCAGUAGCCGCAGCUUCAACAGCAGAUCUACCACCGCCACCACCACCACCCGUGUCUUCGUCGACUGUGUCCAGUCCGAACUAUUUCUCACAACAGCAGCAGCAACAACAACAGAUACGGCCACCAUCGUCGGGUGCGGUGGUAGCGGGACCUUCGGUUGGCGAGACGACUGGAACCCGCGCCCCACGGCACAGCUUUCCCCUACCCGGUACGGACACGUACGAGGUGUUCCGCACGCUAUCCUCGCUAUCCGGUGGGGAUGACUUUGACUCCCAGAGCUCCAUCCUGGGCAGCGCGUCAUCGGAUAACACGCCUAAGCACACACUACAGGAGCCCGGGGAGGACUGUCAGAUCAUUCACAGCCGCGGCUCAAGCGACUGCGGCAGUGACCUGGAGUUGUCGCAAAACAGUUCUACCGCAGCAGCACCCCCAUCGGACGUAUACUCGGAGGGUGAAAACACGCAGGAUAACAACCAAUCCCAUCACCAGCAGCAGCAGCUGAACGCAUUUGCAACCGCUACACCAUCGGUUCCGGCUGUCGAAGUGGUCUCACAAUCGGCCCCGGCAGCCGCCAACGAACGCCAACAGCCGGAGGAACGGGUUGAAGUGCUGAAGAUCAACCUAGCGCAAGCGACUGGUAAAUUCGACGACGCUACCGAUAGUGCGCGUCGCGUUACGCGUAACAAAACGAAGCAUCUCACGGAGGACAAGGAGCAGCAGCAGCAGCAGCAGGCACCUGCAGUGGAGCAGCCUGCGAAACAGCUCACCCUAAGAGUCGGCCGAGCGGGGGGUCGAAGUCGCAAAAACACUAACAACAACAACAACAAUGUGAUCGCCAGCAGUAUGAGCGAAAAACGGUCACGUAAGGCGCUGCAGCAGGAAGAACCGGAUGCGGAGGUAGCCACUUCGACGCCGCUGCCCGAGGUGAACGAUAUCGCCGAGGUCGCCGUGGCCGAGAUUGACCGAGACCACGCGCAACAAGCGUGCAGUGAGGGCGUUGGGGCUGGUAGCCUUCGGAGCGGUUCCGAUUCGCUUAAGGUACCGGCAGCCAGCGCAACCAAGCCAGCCGCUACGCGUCAGUACAGCCGAAAGAAAAAGAAUGUCGUACCGGUAGACUACGCUGCGAUGGCCGAUACUACCGGUGCGCCGCAGGAGCUGUCGCUACCGCAGACUUCCACGGCCCAGUGUCCGCCGUUGGUGACCGCCUCCAGCACAACCGGUGACAUGCAGGAGGAUGUACAGCUGCGACAAAACGGGGCCACCCGUUUGGUGGAUCAUGCGCCAAUCGGGCCGGAUGCCGUCGGUGGCGCUGGAGGAAAGCGAGAAGGUACGAUCGAGCCACCAGCGCUGGCACCCCCGGCUGCACCGAUGCGCUUGGUGCUGCAGAAGAAGGGCACAAUCUUCAAAAGCCGACCACUGGUCGGUUCGGCGGUCGGUGGGGCGGCCGAUACCAAGAAGCGACACGUCUACAAGCACAAAUGGGACGACAACGGCAACCCACCGGCGGGCGGUGUGGACGGCGGUGCGGUGAAUGGGGUAACGGCGGCCGGCAGUGGCACGGGCGCUAGUGUUGGUGUUGUUGGUGGUGUUGGCGUUGGCGGCGGUGUCGGUGAUGGCGGUGCCGAGUCGGGGGUUUUGUUGCAGGGUCUCGCGGUGGCUGAGGAUGCGGUGGGCGGUGAGAACACCGGAGGAUGCAGCAACGGUAGUGGGAUCUCGUCCGCCGGAGGCGUUGGUGCUGGUUCGAUUGAGUAUGACAAUGAUUUCGAUGCUGAAAGCGCACCGGUCGCAAUGGCGUCUCGCUCGAAACGGUUGCGGACCGGUUGGACUGCGGUCGCUGGUGGCGGAGGUGCGGUGGCCUCGGGCGGCCCUGGGCUUGGCGGUAACAUCGCUGGCGGCACGCACGCAGGGGGUAUGAGCAGCACUGGGAGUGGCAGCGCUAUCGGUAGCCAAGGUUCGUUCGGUCACUAUCAGGAGUGUGAUGUGGACAGUAGUGGCGGCCACCAGCACCAUGACGAGCCGGCCGGUGGCGGUGAUGAAAGCGGCCGGAUGCGCUGUGACCGGAACGCCAAGCCGUUCUACACCAUCGUGCGCAACGUGAAGAACUCGCAUCAGAUGCAGGAGAUCGGCGAGUUCCAGGAGAUGGACGACGACGUCGAGUACAUCCUGAGCGCGCUGCAGCCGGACAAUCCCGUCUCGACGCGCUGCCUGUCGGCACUGCAGCUCGCCACCAAGUGUAUGAAGCCGGCGUUCAAGAUGCACGUGCGGGCGCACGGUGUGGUGACGCGCUUCUUCAAGUCGCUCUCGGAUGCGCACCAGGACGCGAGCCUCGGUCUCUGCACGGCCGCGAUCAUGUACGUCUUCUCGCAGGACAAGCUGAACAUGGACCUCGACCGGGACUCGCUGGAGCUGAUGCUCAACCUGCUCGACACCGACCACCGCUCGGACGCCGUCGGCCAUACGCAGCAGCUGCAGAAGAUCCGCCAGCGCGUCAAGGAGCUGUGCGAGGAGAUCAAGGGCGUCGGCAAGGCGGCGAAGCACAUCGACACGGAGCGUGUGACGGCCGGCUCGCUGGCGAUGGAGUCGCUGCUGUCGCUUACCUCGCAGCGGGCCGGCGAGUGGUUCAAGGACGAGCUGCGCAACCUGGGCGGCAUCGAGCACCUGAUCAAGACGGUGGCCGAGUGCUACGAGCGUGUCCCGCCCGGUCAGGCGAGCGACUGGCACGAGGAGACGGUGGCAAAGCUGCGCAAGAUCGAGCGCUGCCUACGCGUGCUCAACAACGUCAGCCUGCUCAACCGCCAGAAUCAGCGCUUCCUGCUCGAGCACCGGGACGGUCUGCUGGUGCAGGUGCUGGUCAAGAUGUACCGCCAGUUCGACGCGAACCUGAUGCGCUACCCAACCGACGAUGCUAGUCCGAAGGAGAGUACCGGCGUGGUGCUACGCGAGCUGCUCAAACCGAUCCUGCACAUGCUCAUCACCCUGACCCACUCUUUCGACGAAGAAGCUUACGGAGCCCACCUCGUCGGCAAACAGCCGGACGUGAUCAACAUCACCAUGCACCUGUUGCUGCAGAUAGCCGAGUGCGUACCGCAUCGGUGCGUGUUCGAUUUUCAUCUGCUGGUGCUCACCCUACUGCUGCACCUGGCACGCCCAAGCCAGCACAACCGCCAGCAGGUGCUACUGUACCAGGAUGCGCAGACGGGUCGCGGAGGCAUCAAGGCGCUGGUGGAGUAUUUCGAAGAACAGGAGGAAAUGGCUAGUCAUGCAGAGGCCAAAACGAAUGCCAUCCUUGAGACACCGGCCCGGACCGUCGACGCGGAGGACGCCGAAACGAAAUUGAUGCAAAAGGCCGAACAUCAUAUGGAGCACACGUACAUGGGCAGCCACGUAUGCAUGCUGAUCUAUCACUUGGUGCUGGACGAGCCCGUCCACGAGCACGUCGCUCGGUUACAUUUGAAAAAUAACGACUUCCGGCGCAUGGUGGCGGCACUCAGCAGAUACUACGAGUUUCUGAACCUCACCACCAACGCGGAUGCGGAGAGCACGGCACACAAACGUCAAACGAAGGACGCCAUCGACUAUCUGAGCCGGUUGGAUGGUUGCGAAACCGCCGGAGGUGGAGUGACGCGCAGUGGAAGUGAGACAACGGCCGCACUGCCUCAUUCACUAGGGGAGUAAAUCCAGCCCCGUAAGCAUCCCGCCGGUGGCCUCUCUUAACUUCUCGUCACUAGUGCGAUACGUUUAAAAUGAGGUGGAUUUGGCACCGAUCGAGUGAGUACCACUCUGUGCGAACGUUAAUUUAUGCUUCCGGGUCCGUCGGAAGCGGCUGUAAUUGUACUGGUUGUACGGUAUUGGUAAGAGGGACGGUAAAAGGGUACACCGGAAACAUUCAAACUGUCUGGCUUUGGGGUCAAUUUUCAAGUGCUUUCAAUUGAUAACAACCAUUUUCGCUGAUCUUAUUUAUGCUCCUUCCUACAAAAUUCAUGGUUUAUAAAUUCUGAGUUCUUUCAAAUUGACCGCAAAGCCACGCAUUUGUUCUUUUCCAGCUUGCCCCACUUACUAUUUGUCAAAGUGUAUGUUUUUUUUACGCGGACAACUCCGAUCUGUUGCGGGUGUUACAGCCUUUACAAAUCAACGGGCAACUCUCGCACCAGUAUAUUUUUCUACUUAAAAGGCUACGUUUGCUUACCUUUAUGCUUACCGAAAAGCACUUGGAGUUCCAAGCAGUAAGCAUGUUAAGUGCUUUACAGUAGGCUUGCUUCGUUUGACGGUUCAAAAAUGCUACUGCAAUUGUCUGUUGAUUUGUAAAAUCUGUAUCACUUUUACGUUUAAUCUCUUACGACUUAAUUAUUUUGAAACAAUAAAUUUCCAAAUCUGGAAGUUUUGUCCUCUG
Messenger RNA from Anopheles coustani, 7116 nucleotides. It is a transcript of the gene wapl, whose product is annotated as protein wings apart-like. The transcript is spliced from 8 exons. Gene Ontology annotation, biological process: regulation of chromosome condensation. The record is from RefSeq and is a predicted model, not a curated record. NCBI's taxonomy places the organism in Eukaryota, Metazoa, Arthropoda, Insecta, Diptera, Culicidae. Bases 1023 to 6401 code for a protein of 1792 amino acids.